Molecule: messenger RNA, 6933 nt
Organism: Vidua chalybeata
Lineage: Eukaryota; Metazoa; Chordata; Aves; Passeriformes; Viduidae
Gene: WIZ
Product: WIZ zinc finger
Exons: 12
Coding region: 124-5847 (1907 amino acids)
Biological process (GO): regulation of transcription by RNA polymerase II
Cellular component (GO): nucleus
Molecular function (GO): DNA-binding transcription factor activity, RNA polymerase II-specific; RNA polymerase II cis-regulatory region sequence-specific DNA binding
Source: RefSeq, a predicted model, not a curated record
AACCCUUCCCGGCUGGAAUAAUUCCCUGUUCAUUUGCAUUCCGUACCUUGGAGGUUUUGCCGGCAGUCCCCGCAGUGCCGGCGCCGCGUCCCGCUCCGCGCGGCGCCGCGCCACCGGCGCGGCAUGGAGGAGAGCGUCGCGGCCUUCGCAGAGCGCCUCGGAGACGGCGGCAGAGCCCUCCUGAUGCCCCCAGAGCCCAGCCCCGAGCCCUUCCCCGCCCCGGAGCGUGCCCAGGCCGGCGAGGAGCGCGGCUUCCUCCAGGACGCCAGGAGCGCCGCCGAGAACCCGGCGCCGCGCGGCACCGAGCUGGACGAGGACGCGUUCUACGGCGCCGAGGAGCUGGCGGCCACGAGCCGCGAGGGGAAGGGGCCCGAGCUGAGGGAGGAGCCCGACUUCUUCUCCUCGCUGGCCCGGCACGAGCCCGACGUGGCCCUGGAAGCGCACGACGAGGCCGAUGAGCCCGACCCCGCCCUCUCCGGAGCCGUCCCGGCCGCGGCUCACCGGACACAGCUGGGGCCGGCGGCCGAGGAGCGGCCGGCGUUCCCGCGGGCGCUGUUCCGGCCGCUGCCCUGGGGCGCGCGCCCGGCCGAAGGCACGGACGAAAGCACUUUAGAGCGGCGGCCCGGCCCCGGCGACUCCCCGGAGCCGCGCGCGGUCGCCGCCGUCCGACCGCCGGACGGCGACCGGGACGAGCCGGACGCCGGCGGCGCCGCGGCGCCGGGAUCUCCUGAGGCUCGCCCGGCCGCCGCCGAGGAACGAUACCCCCAAAAGGAACCAAAGCACGCGGACGGGCGGGGCCGCGCCGGCGUCCAGAGGUUGGAGUGGAUCUCCAGGAGCCCCAGCCCGUCCUUCCAGGACCUCCGGCCGGCGCCGGACGGAGCGGCCGGCUCGGCCGGCUCGGCCUUCCGCGCUCCGGCCGGCCGGGAAGCGGCGCCGGCGUCGCGCAGAGCCAAAGCCAAAGCCUCGGAGAGCUGCCGGCGGAGAGCGCCGGCGGCCGAGCCGGACGCGGCCGAGCCGGGCUCCGCGGCCGCGCCCGAGUGGGCGCUGCCGAAGCUGGACGCGGUGGGGAAGCAGUCGUGGACGGUGAACGCCGAGGACUCGGUGGAGCGGCUGCCGCCGGAGCCGGCGCCGUGCGGCGCGGCGGCGGCGGAGGUGCGGCCGUACGCGUGCGGCGUGCUGCUGGAGGAGCCGCGCAAGGACGAGGCGCCGGAGCAGGAGGACGAGCCCGGCGUCUUCACCUGCAUCGAGUGCAGCAUCUACUUCCGCCGCAAGGAGCACCUGCUGGAGCACAUGCCGCAGCACAGCCGCGGCGCCGAGCGCGGCGCCGACGCGACGGCCGGCCGCCUCCGCUUCUGCUGCGGCGAGUGCGGCUGGGCCUUCGCCGACCCGGCGGCGCUGGAGCGGCACAGGAGGCUGCACCAGGAGUCACGGGAGAAGAUCAUCGAGGAGAUCCAGAAGCUGAACGAGUUCCCGGACGAGGGCCGCGAGGCGCGGCUGCAGUGCCCCAAGUGCGUCUUCGGCACCAACUCCUCCAAGAUCUUCGUGCAGCACGCCAAGAUGCACGUCAAGGAGAGGAAGGAGCACGCCAACAGGAGCGCCGGCCUCUUCGGAGAGCUCCGCGACGGCGCCGGGCACGGCCUCUACAAACCCUUCCACGCCGACGAGCUGCCGGCGGCGCCGCCCGGCAAAGCGCCGAGCGCCUGCGUCCUCUGCGGCUUCCCGGCGCCCGACGAGCGCGUCCUCAAGGAGCACCUGAGGUACGCCCACUCCCACUUCUCCUGGCAGCCCGAGAGCUUCGAGGACGACGCCAACCAGCCCGGCACCAGCCGCGAUUCCUACAGCCCCGCCCGGCCCGCCCGCUUCGCCGACGCCGAGGUUUUCGGCAAAACCGAAAAGGGCUUUUCGGAGCGGCUCUUCCCGCCCCCGUGCCGGGAAGGUCCGUCCCUCUACGAGCCCGCCCCGGCCGCCUUCGGCGUGGGCCACCACAGGAGCGACGGGGCUGGCAAGAAGGAGCCGCAGGGAUUCCACCACGCCAGGAAGGCGGCGCCGUAUUCCGCGCCGCACCAAAGUUUGGGCUUUGCCGGGUUCUCCUCGUCCAAAGCCUACUCCCACUCGGCCCUGCAGCAGCUGAGGAAGAGAGCGGCCACCCAACAGCUGGAAGGGGACGGGGACGAGCUCCGCGGCCACCCCGCGGGGCCGGAGGAGCCGCGGCACGGCCGGGCGCCGGCCGGCGCCGAGGAGGAGACGGAGCCGGGGGACGGCCGGGCCGCCAUCGCCGUCGCCGUCCCUCAGGCCGCGCUGGACCUCAAGAGGACAUUCGGCGCCAUCCUGAGGAGCACGGACCCGGCGGUGGCCUCGGAGCAGCAGCGGCACCAGCUGAGGAUGACGGUGCCCGUGGUGGUCCUGGAGGAGAUGAGCGCCCACGCCAGGGCCGGCAAGAGGCCGCGGGGGAAGCCCCUCAAGAGGAAGCUUCUCCCGCCGCGGGAUUUCCUGCUGGAGGAACCGCUGCCCUUGGACGUUCUGCUGCUGGACGCGCCCCUGGAGGGUCCCCUGGAGCUCGAGGACCUCCUGGACUCGGAGGCCACCAUGCUGAAGAACGAGGAGAGGAAGUGCCCCUACUGCCCCGACCGCUUCCACAACGGCAUCGGCCUGGCCAACCACGUGCGCGGCCACCUCAACCGCGUCGGCGUCAGCUACAACGUGCGGCACUUCAUCUCGGCCGAGGAGGUCAAGGCCAUCGAGCAGAAGUUCUCCUUCCAGAAGAAGAAGAAAAAAGGUAUGGCCAACUUUGACCCGGGCACGUUCAGCCUGAUGCGCUGCGAGUUCUGCGGCGCGGGCUUCGACACGCGGGCGGGGCUGUCGAGCCACGCCCGCGCCCACCUGCGCGAUUUCGGCAUCACCAACUGGGAGCUCACCGUGUCCCCCAUCCACAUCCUCAAGGAGCUCCUGGCCACCGCCCCCGAGCACCCGGCGCUGCUGCGCGCCAUGGGGCCCUCCCCCGGCCGCGACCACCGCGACCUCCAGCGCGACCUCCACGCGGAUCUCCAGCGGGAUCACCACGAUUUCCAACGGGAUUUCCACCCGGAUCUCCAGCGGGAUCUCCACGAUUUCCACCGCGACCUCCACCCGGAUCUCCAGCGCGAUCUCCAGCGGGAUCACCACGAUUUCCAGCGGGAUUUCCAGCGGGAUCUCCACGCGGAUCUCCAGCGGGAUCACCACGAUUUCCAACGGGAUCUCCACCGCGACCUCCACCCGGAUCUCCAGCGGGAUUUCCAGCGGGAUCUCCACCCGGAUCACCGGGACCUCCAGCAGGAUCUGCACCUGGAUCAUCACCGGGAUCUCCACUGGGAUCUGCACCGGGAUCUGCACCGGGAGCUGCCGAAAUCGGCGCCGUUGGCGCCGCCCUGGGGAGAUGAAGUUCUGCAGCCCUACAGGGACGUGCUGGCUCCUGACGAGGACGAGUUGGUGGCCAUGGAAGUGACGUCCCCUCCUCCCAUCCCCAAAAAAUCCGGGAGCUCGGCGCUGGAGCCGCCCCCGCCCCGCCUCGGGACCAAGCUGAGCCCGGAGCCCCCCGGCGGCAAAGCCGAGCCCCAGGACUCCAAAGCCCCCAGCCUGACCACCUGCGAGGUGUGCGGCGCCUGCUUCGAGACCCGCAAGGGCCUGUCCAGCCACGCCCGCUCCCACCUGCGCCAGCUGGGCGUGGCCGAGUCCGAGAGCUCGGGGGCUCCCAUCGACCUCCUCUACGAGCUGGUCCGCCACAAGCCCAAGGCCGACGGCGCCGGCCCCGCGCUGGCCAAGAAAUCGGCGGGCUCGCCCAAGGAGCCGGGCGCGCCGCGGCCGCCGCUGCUGCUGCUGCCCAAGCCCGAGGGCUCCCUCAACAAGGCCAUCAAGUCCCCGCCGGGUUUCGGCAAGUCCCUGGGCCGGCCCGGCUCGCCCGGGCUCCGGAAGGUGCCGGCGGCGCUGCCCGGCUCGCCCAAAGGCGCCGAGGACAAGGGCGCCAAGCUGGCCCUGAGCCCGCUGCCCGCCGAGGCCAAAUGGGCGCCCGAGGAGGACGGGCCGCUGAACCUCACCUCGGGCUCGGAGCCGUGCCGCGACAUCCGCUGCGAGUUCUGCGGGGAGUUCUUCGAGAACCGCAAGGGGCUCUCGAGCCACGCGCGCUCGCACCUGCGCCAGAUGGGCGUCACCGAGUGGUACGUGAACGGCUCGCCCAUCGACACGCUCCGCGAGAUCCUCACCCGCCGCCGCCCGGGCCACCCCAAGCCGCUGGCCAAGAGCCUGCUGGGCGGGCUGGCCCCGCUGGAGCCGCCGCGGGCGCCGCCGGAGCUGCACCUGCCCGGCCUGGGCAAGAAGGUGCCGGCGCCGCUGAGCCCCCCGGGGCCGGCGCCCGGCGCGGCCUCGCCGCCGCCCACGGCCAGGAAGAUGUUCCCGGGGCUCUCGGCGCCCUCCCUGCAGAAGAAGCUCAAGCAGGACCAGCUCAGGGUGGAGAUCAAGCGGGAGCUGAUGGCCGGAGCAGGAGCAGGAGGAGGAGGAGGAGCCGGGAUCCAUCCCGGGGAGGCGCCGGCGCCGCCGGACCCGGCCUGGGCAGCGCACGAGGAGAUGGCACCGCUCAACCUCUCCUCCCGGGCGGACCCGGUGCGCGACAUCCGCUGCGAGUUCUGCGGGGAGUUCUUUGAGAACCGCAAGGGGCUCUCGAGCCACGCGCGCUCGCACCUGCGCCAGAUGGGCGUCACCGAGUGGUCGGUGAACGGCUCGCCCAUCGACACGCUCCGCGAGAUCCUCAGGAAGAAAUCCAAGCCCUGCCUCAUCAAGAAGGAGCCGCCGGCGCCGCCGGGGAUGGAGCCGGGCGCCGCCGGGCCGGGCGAGGACGGCGCGGAGGCCAAAGCGCCGCCGGGGCCGGCUCCGGGCAAGGCGCUGCCCCCGGGGCUGGCCCUGGGCAAGCCGGGCUCGGGGCUGGCCCUGGCGCCGCUGGGCUCCAAGAACCCCGGAGCCUUCCUGGCCACCAAGAGGCCGCUGGGCGAGGAGAGGCUGGGCGGGCACGGCGAGGCCAAGCACAAAGCCUUCGAGCUGGGCUUCAAGGCCAAGGCCCUGCACGACAAGGCCUCAGCAGAGGCCUGCUGCGAGCUCUGCGGGCUCUACUUUGAGAACAGGAAGGCUCUGGCCAGCCACGCCCGGGCGCACCUGCGGCAGUUCGGCGUCACCGAGUGGUGCGUGAACGGCUCGCCCAUCGAGACGCUGCGCGAGUGGAUCCGGCACCGGCCCCACAAGGCCGGCGCCUACCGCAGCUACAUCCAGGGCGGGCGGCCCUUCUCCAAGAAGUUCCGGAGCUCGGCGCACCCGCGGGAGCCGCGCGGAGCCCUGGCCGUGCCCUUCCUGCCCAAGGGCGGGCUGGCGGCCGAGGCGGCGCUGGGCGACUGCGCCAAGGGCCCCGACGGUGCCGAGCGCGCGCUGGGCUCGCCCCUGGGGCUGCUCAAGGUGGAGGAGCAGAGGGGCAACUUCAGCAAGUUCGAGCGGCGCCAGGCGCGGCCCCUGGAGCCGCCGCUGCCCCGGGACGCCGACGGCGGCGCCGACUUCCCGCGGAAGCUCCCGGAGCCGCGGCCGCCGCCGCGCGUGCGCCCGGUGCCGGCGCUGGUGCCGCGCCCGCCGCAGACCUCGCUGGUCAAGUUCGUGGGCAACAUCUACACCCUCAAGUGCAGGUUCUGCGAGCUGGAGUUCCAGGGCCCGCUGUCCAUCCAGGAGGAGUGGGUGCGGCACCUCCAGCGCCACAUCCUGGACAUGAAUUUUUCCAAGGCGGAUCCGUGCCGGAGCGAGGCGCCCCCGGAGCCCCCGGCCCUGGCCGAGGCUCCCUGAAAUUUUUUUUUUUUUCCCCCCGAAUCCUGGGGGGGGGGGAAAAAAAAAUCGAAGAAACCUCCAAAAGCAACGACAAAAAAACCACAAAAAAAAAAAAAACCAACAAAACAGCAAAGCAGCAAAAGCAACCUGAGAGCGGCCAGGAAGGGCGGCGGGAUCCCGGGAUCUCGGGGAUCUCGGGGAUCUCGGGGAUCUCGGGGAUCCCCCUCGGGAGCGGCGCCGGCCCCGGGCGGGGCGGCCACAAGCACUACACGGAUCCGGAUCCUCGGCGUUCCCGGCGGGAAUUCCCCGCCUUCCCGCCCGAAGGAAGAACAAAAUUCCCGAUUUUUUUUUUUUUUUUUUAAAUCCCAAAGAACCGGCGGCGCCGCCUUCGCCCGGCGGGCGGCGACUCGGGGAGGGAAUUCCCGGAAUUCCCGGAAUUCCCGGGGGGGGGAAGCGCUGUGGAUUUUGUACAUUUGGACCCUCGCAGAGCUGUAAAUUCCCUUUUUUUUUUUUUUUUUUUUUUCCCCGUUUUUUGUUCUGUUUUUUUUAGUGGCCCCGUAGAUGUCGGAAUUCCCUCAGUUCCGGGGUUGCAUGUUCCCAAAAUUCCCACUUUUCCCAAGCGAAUCCCGCGGGAUUCUCCCCCCUCCUCCCGCUGCCGAUUCCCAGAAUUCCCCCGGCAGCGGGAGCCGGGCAAUCCCGCGGGAAUCCCCAAAAUUCCGGGAGGAUUCGGCUCCGUUUUUCCCCCCAAAUUCCCUUUGUGGUUCUUCCCGUUGUUCUCGGUUUUAUUCCCGUUUUUUCCCCCCUCAUCCCGACUUUUUUAAGCUCUAGAUUUGUGUAGAAAGCAAAGGAAAAGAGAAAGAUCUGUUUUUAUUUGGGAAUCCCGAAACUUCCGCAUUCCGGAAGGAAUUUUAACGGAGAAAUAUUUUGGGUUUGUUGUUUUUUUUUCCUGGUUUUUUUUUUUUGUUUGUUUGUUUUUUUUUUUUGUUUGUUUUUUUUUUUUUUUAAUUUUAUUUUUAAUUUUAAUUUCCACGUUUUUCGGGACGUUUCCGGCGAUUCCUGUACCCGGGACUGGGGAAUGAUGGAUUAAAUUCUUCUGGAGAUGAA